This is a messenger RNA of Coffea arabica (coffee), 1151 nucleotides long. The record is from RefSeq and is a predicted model, not a curated record. Lineage: Eukaryota; Viridiplantae; Streptophyta; Magnoliopsida; Gentianales; Rubiaceae.
AUGACCGAAAAGUACCCAAGAUUGGAAGACAGCAAAAAAUGAACAAAAUGUCCAACACCUUAGCAGUUUAGCAGCGGCAGAAGCAGCAUCUUUUGGUAUCUGCAUUUGCAGGAAGUCAGAAUAAAGUGCAAACGAAAAGCCCAGAAAAAGGCCUGACCAACCAACAAGGCAGUCUUAGAUUCUUGUAAAAAUUUUGUUGAUGGGAAAUACAGAAUCAACUUCUGGUGACACAUCUCGAGACUUUCCACAUGAAGCCUCCGGAUAUGCUGGAAAUCCAGUUGAUCCUAGUUAUCAACACCAACAUCCAAUCUAUGCUGGAAAUCCAGUGGACACUAAAUAUCAGCAGCAGCCACCAGCAUCUGCAACAAGUUCAUUGAACAGUAACAACCAGAGGAAGCAUCGACCAACCUAUAUAGCUGAUAACUUCAAUUCACUAGAAGAGGUGGUUACUGCAUUAAGAGAAGAAGGCCUCGAAUCAUCAAAUUUAAUUCUGGGAAUUGAUUUUACACAGAGUAAUGAGUGGACAGGAAAGUAUUCAUUCAACAGGAGAAGCCUUCAUGCAAUGGGCACUACACCUAAUCCAUAUCAGCAAGCUAUCUCCAUCAUUGGGCGGACAUUAUCACCUUUUGAUGAAGAUAAUUUGAUACCUUGUAUCGGAUUUGGGGAUGCAUCCACACAUGAUCAGCAUGUGUUCAGCUUUUACCCUGACCAUCGACCUUGCCACGGAUUUGAAGAAGCUCUUGCAAGAUAUAAAGAGAUUGUGCCUCACCUAAAGUUAUCAGGUCCAACAUCCUUUGCACCAAUAAUUGAUUCUGCAGUUGAUAUUGUAGAGAGAAGCAAUGGGCAAUAUCAUGUCCUUGUAAUUAUUGCUGAUGGACAGGUUACUAGGAGUUCCAAUACACCACAUGGAAGGUUUAGUCGACAAGAGCAGGCAACUAUUAAUUCUAUAGUUGCUGCAAGUGAAUAUCCUCUUUCAAUCAUUCUUGUUGGUGUCGGGGAUGGACCUUGGGAUGAAAUGCAACAAUUUGAUGACAACAUUCCUCAACGUGCUUUUGACAAUUUUCAGGUACUUGCUAACAAAAUCAAAUUUAUUUUGUGCUUAACAUUAACAUACUCCAGGCAACUGUAUACUUGAUAGUCCACAUUGUAGA